This is a messenger RNA of Zeugodacus cucurbitae (melon fly), 1440 nucleotides long. RefSeq names its product probable pyruvate dehydrogenase E1 component subunit alpha, mitochondrial. Gene Ontology annotation, biological process: pyruvate decarboxylation to acetyl-CoA. The record is from RefSeq and is a predicted model, not a curated record. The coding region runs from base 129 to 1328 and encodes 399 amino acids. Lineage: Eukaryota; Metazoa; Arthropoda; Insecta; Diptera; Tephritidae. The transcript is spliced from 6 exons. Gene Ontology annotation, cellular component: intracellular membrane-bounded organelle. Gene Ontology annotation, molecular function: pyruvate dehydrogenase (acetyl-transferring) activity.
UUGUUUGACAUUCGUGUAUUCAGUGACGUGCUUUUCGGUUGGAGGUGUUACGCGAUUUCGAGUCUUCGAAGAAAAAAUCAUAUUUUAUAUUAAAUUUACGAUAAUUUGCGAUUUAAUAAAGUGAAAAAAUGUUGCGUACACUUUCCAGAUGCAGCGAAUUGCCAGUCGUGGCAAAACAAUUGCAAAAAAAUGCCGCCCAGUCUGGUGUACAAAAAUCGAACAAAUAUGCAACGGAGGCGACCAUUCAAGUGAAUCGCCCCUUUAAGCUGCAUAGGCUCGAUAAAGGUCCCGAAACAAGCGUCACAUUGACCAAAGAGGAUGCAACCAAAUACUACACCCAAAUGCAGACGAUUCGUCGCAUUGAAACUGCCGCCGGUAAUUUGUACAAGGAGAAAAUCAUUCGUGGUUUCUGUCACUUGUACUCAGGACAAGAGGCUUGUGCCGUAGGCAUGAAAGCCGCUAUGCGCGAUCAGGAUAACAUUAUUUCUGCUUAUCGCGUGCACGGUUGGACUUAUUUAAUGGGUGUCUCACCAGUGGGUGUGCUUGCUGAGUUGACUGGCCGCCAGAGUGGCUGUGCCUUGGGCAAGGGUGGCUCUAUGCACAUGUAUGCCCCUAACUUCUAUGGCGGCAAUGGUAUUGUUGGUGCACAGGUACCACUUGGUACAGGCGUUGCUCUAGCCUGCCAGUACAAGGGUAAUGGCGGCGUUUGCCUCUCACUUUACGGUGAUGGUGCUGCCAAUCAAGGUCAAGUGUUUGAGUCCUAUAACAUGGCUCAAUUGUGGAAAUUGCCCGCGAUUUUCGUUUGCGAAAAUAAUAACUAUGCUAUGGGUACCAGUACGACACGUGGUUCCAGCAACACCGAGUACUAUACACGCGGUGAUGUAGUGCCCGGCAUCUGGGUUGAUGGUAUGGAUGUUUUAGCUGUACGUAGUGCCACCGAAUUUGCCAUCGAAUAUGUGAACAAGGUUGGUCCAAUUGUGUUGGAAACCAAUACCUAUCGUUAUUCCGGACACUCGAUGUCUGAUCCCGGCACAAGCUAUCGUACACGUGAGGAAAUUCAAGAAGUGCGUCAAAAGCGUGAUCCCAUCACCUCGUUCAAGGAAUUGUGCAUUGAGCAGGGACUUUUGUCGGCUGAUGAAAUUAAGGAAAUCGAUACCAAGGUGCGCAAGGAAAUCGACGAAGCUACACAAGUCGCUAAGAAUGACAAAGAACUGCCCGUAACUGGUCUGUGGACUGAUGUUUACUCAAACAAUUUGGAAACAAAGAUACGUGGUCUCACUAGCUAUAACAUUGCGCAUAUCUCACAACGUAAAGGCGUCAAUCACUAAAGCGCUUAGCAUUUGUAGUAGCUAAAACCAUUGAAACGAAGUACAAGCAACAAAGCAAUGUCUGCUUGUAGCCAUAAGUUAUAAAAGUGUAGCUGAAUCACUAGUGAAAUUU